CCCUCUUCCUCUCGCCAUCGAGUCCGACACGUCCACAUCGCCAUUAGAGCAGCUCGAGGAAGGAGGAGGAGGAGGUUGAUUCGAUGGGGAUGGAGGCGGAGUGCGAUAGGAUAAAGGGGCCAUGGAGCCCUGAGGAGGACGAGGCGCUGCGGCGGCUGGUGGAGCGGCACGGGGCGAGGAACUGGACGGCGAUCGGGAGGGGGAUCCCGGGGAGGUCGGGGAAGUCGUGCAGGCUGCGGUGGUGCAACCAGCUGUCGCCGCAGGUGGAGCGCCGCCCGUUCACGGCGGAGGAGGACGCCGCGAUACUCCGGGCGCACGCCCGCCUCGGCAACCGCUGGGCCGCCAUCGCGCGCCUCCUCCCCGGCCGCACCGACAACGCCGUCAAGAACCACUGGAACUCCUCCCUCAAGCGCAAGCUCGCCACCGCCACGGACGGCGGCGAGAUCGACCGGCCGUGUAAGCGCGUGAGCCCCGGGCCGGGGAGCCCGACGGGAUCGGAGCGCAGCGAGCUCAGCCACGGCGGCUGCGGAAGCGGAAGCGGCGGCGGGCAGGUGUUCCGCCCCGUGCCGCGCCCCGGCGGCUUCGACGCCAUCAGCGCGGCGGACGUCGUGCGGCCGCCGCGGCGGCGGGACGACAACGACGACGACGGCGACGACGACCCGCUCACCUCGCUGUCCCUCUCCCUCUCCCUCCCGGGGUUCCACCACGACAGCGCGCGGAGCCACUUCCAGGAGCUCCCCUCCCCCUCCCGCUCCCCUUCGCCGCCGCCGUCGCCGCCGGCAGCAUCUCCAUCCGCAUACCCGUUCAACGCCGAUCUCGUCUCCGCGAUGCAGGAGAUGAUCCGCACGGAAGUCCGCAACUACAUGGCCGGCGUCGGGCUCCGCGCCGGCUGCGGCCCGGGCGCCGUGGCCGAGUCCUUCAUGCCGCAGCUCGUCGACGGCGUCAUGCGCGCCGCCGCCGAGAGGGUCGGCGUCGUGACCCGCCAAUAAAACCCCCCAAAAAUAAAAAAAAAAUCAACCAUCCCGGUUCAAAUUCACCACAAAUGCACGGUGAAAAACCACCUGUUAAUUAUGAGAUCUGUGUAGUAUUAUUAGCACUAGAAUUUUCCUGGUUCAUCUUUGUAUUUUACUUUGAGUAAAAUUCUUCUGCUGCUCUGAAACAGAGCAGCGGUGAAGGGGAGGUAAAAAAAAAAUCAGAAGCGAAAUGCUAGUGCAUUGCUACUACCAGCACAGCAGCAGCAUCACGGACAGGUUGGCCGUUUUCUGUACAGGAACGAGGUGAUGGUGAGAUGUAGCGACAGGUUUCUCCUUCCCUUUGAACCGUCCGUGCAACGAAGAGUCGAAGACUACUUGGGCAUCGAUCAGAUGUGCGAGUUGAAAGUGAUAGUAGUAGCAGCAUGCUGUACUAGCAGUACGCAUAUUGGACAUUUCAGAGCAUCUAACUUUUAAAUGUGGCAAUUAAGGAUUUACCAACCACAAUCUAUAACAUAUGGGUAAUCUUUAAUUGCCACUUUAAAUAGUUAAAUAUUUUUAUUUUGGAGCUAUAUGGCCGUACUCGAGCUGUAAAUAACCGAUGAUCUUUUCUUUUUGGAAAAAAAAAAGCCUUUGUUUCGAAUGUAUAGGAAUUUUCUGAGAAUCUGAAAGUACUUAUAUUCCUCAGAA
Molecule: messenger RNA, 1661 nt
Organism: Oryza sativa Japonica Group (Japanese rice)
Lineage: Eukaryota; Viridiplantae; Streptophyta; Magnoliopsida; Poales; Poaceae
Source: RefSeq, a predicted model, not a curated record